AUGCUCCCUCCAGUUCCAGUCUUGGCCGACUACGGCAUUUCCCCAAGUCAUGGCUUCCUCCCACCCGAACCCCCUCUUGAUGUUUUGCCAGACCCAUAUUAUGCAAAGUGGGAGUGGAUAGUAUCCAAUCUGCAGCCGCUUCUGCUCAGCAGAAGGAUUCGAGAGGUGGUGGACCAUAUGUCUACGCUUUCGACCACCUACCUUACUUCAGAGAGUGAAUGGAGACGAGCAUUUGUUGUGCUGGGGUUUAUUCUGCAUGGAUAUGUCUGGGGUGGCAACAAGCCGGCAGAGAGAAUCCCCCCUCAGCUUACAGUUCCCCUCUUCGAAGUAUGCGAACACCUAGAACUUCCUCCCGUGGCAACGUACGCCGGAGUAUGCCUGUGGAACUACAAACCCAUCUUCCCAGAAGAGCCACUUGACGACCUUUCUAACUUGGCUUGUGUUAAUUCAUUCACUGGCUCCCUGGAUGAGCAAUGGUUUUACUUGAUUUCAGUGGCCAUCGAGGCCCGCGGUGCUCCUUCGAUCCCACUGACGUUGCAAGCCAUUUCUGCCGCGCGAGCUGGGAACACCAUGGUUGUCACCGAGUGCCUGCAGAACCUCGCAGAGAUCAUAGAUGAGGUUGGAACACUACUAGAGCGGAUGUAUGAACAUUGUGACCCAUACGUGUUCUACCAUCGCAUCCGACCCUAUCUAGCCGGAAGCAAGAACAUGACCGACGCCGGCCUCCCUAACGGACUCAUGUACGACGACGGGACGGGGAAGUUGGACUAUCGCCAAUAUGGUGGCGGAAGCAACGCACAGAGCUCUCUCAUUCAGUUCUUUGAUAUCGCCCUCGGAGUGGAGCACCGACCAACGGGAGAAAUCCGCCCGUCGAAGGAAGAAGAAGAGAAGAAGGAGGGUGUUCCAGGGGCUCCUCGACAUGGAUUCAUCCAGGAAAUGCGAUCCUACAUGCCUGGUGCUCACUGUCGGUUCCUAGAGCAUGUGAGCACCGUGGCCAAUAUCAGGGAGUAUGUGGAAAGCCGGCAAUCCGACAAGGCAUUGUGCACCGCCUAUGACGGAUGUCUUUCCAUGUUACGAACACUGCGCGAUAAGCACAUCCAGAUGGUAUCCCGAUACAUUAUCAUCCCGUCGCGAGACUCCCGGGCGCGGGCUCCACGUUCAUCCAGCCCCAGGAGACAGGCACCGGCGAUGAAUCUGGCCAACGCGCGCAACAGCGAAGGAAAGAUCGACGGCAAAAAACUCCGAGGGACGGGAGGAACAGCAUUGAUACCUUUUCUAAAGCAGGCCCGAGACGAAACAGGGGAGCCGGCUAUUGACGCAUGGGCUCGUCGCCUACUGAGCGACAGACCGGCGGAGUCAUUUGCCGCACUCAGCAAAGUGGGUGAGAACCAUGACGGACACCUGGAGGUUGUGGGACUUGCGGGGACAUGGACAGCGGAUGAUAGUGAGGGUGGGAUAUGUCAUUGGUGA
Molecule: messenger RNA, 1470 nt
Organism: Aspergillus tanneri
Lineage: Eukaryota; Fungi; Ascomycota; Eurotiomycetes; Eurotiales; Aspergillaceae
Product: indoleamine 2,3-dioxygenase
Exons: 2
Coding region: 1-1470 (489 amino acids)
Biological process (GO): 'de novo' NAD+ biosynthetic process from L-tryptophan
Cellular component (GO): cytoplasm
Molecular function (GO): metal ion binding; indoleamine 2,3-dioxygenase activity; heme binding
Source: RefSeq, a predicted model, not a curated record